This is a messenger RNA of Protopolystoma xenopodis, 276 nucleotides long. NCBI's taxonomy places the organism in Eukaryota, Metazoa, Platyhelminthes, Monogenea, Polystomatidea, Polystomatidae. The record is from the annotation of a GenBank genome assembly.
AUGUGGGGAUGCGGCCGCAUGCAGCUCGGUUCACUUAUGUUUGCGAAUAAUUGUCCAGAACAAAUUCAGAGAUCAGUGUUGAUCACAAGAAAGAGUCGGCACUACCGACUGCCACUGUCAGAAAAGGAGGAUAUUCCAUUAGAUUUACGCGGCGGCCGCCAGGUGUUUGUUGAGAUUCAUUUUGCCCCUCUCAGCGCAUUCAGUGUGAAGCUGACAGAAUCUGACGGCUUGACAGUUCAGCAUCUAGAAGAAAGGAUGAAUAGGAUGGUGCUAUAA